CGUAUUGAGUAUACUAUGUUUUCAACUUGCAAAAAUUGCAAUGGGUUCCUAACCCGUGGCUGACGUUUAAUUUUAUUUAUUUACGAAAUAAAAUUGUACAUUUUUUAUAGUCCUAAGUGUAACAUUUGUGUUAAUAUUUAUCAGUUUUUAAUAUUUAUUGUUGAUGACUAAGAAAUAAUGUCCUUCGAGUACUUGCCUGUGGCCGAAGACGAAAACGAAGAACCCAUAGAACUCCCUAUUGAAGAAGAUGGAACGUUGAUGUUAACAACAGUGUCUGCGCAAUUUCCUGGAUGCUGUGGCCUAAAGUACAGGCAUCCUGAAACGAAAACUAUACGCGGUAUCAGAUUAAGAGACGGUAGGCUAUACCCUCCCCCUGAAGGAUGGGGUAAUCACUUAUAUGUUUGCAGUUUUCCCAAGGAAAACAAGCGUAAGUCGGGAGAAAAUUCUGAAACCUCCACUAGCAAGAACAAGCGCAAUGAUAACCUAUGCUCAGAUUUGAUUGUAUUGGGUUUACCAUGGAAAGCCACUGAGCAAACGGUAAGAGAAUACUUUGAGAAGUUUGGAGAAGUUUUGAUGGCGCAAUUAAAACGCGAUCCCAAGACGGGCAUGUCCAAAGGUUUUGCUUUUAUAAGAUUUGCUUCAUAUACAUCGCAAAUGAGAGUGUUAGCCCAGAGACACAUGAUUGAUGGAAGAUGGUGCGAUGUUCGGAUACCUAAUUCUAAGGAAGGCUCUGUAUCAUCAAUGCCUUGCAAAGUAUUUGUAGGACGCUGCACAGAAGAGUUGACAGCUAAUGAUUUGAGGGAAUACUUUUCUCAAUUUGGGGAAGUGACAGAUGUAUUUAUUCCAAAACCAUUUAGAGCGUUUAGUUUUAUAACAUUUUUGGAUCCAGAAGUAGCGCAAAGUCUGUGUGGUCAAGACCAUAUUAUAAAAGGUGUCUCUGUAAAUGUAUCAAAUGCUUCACCUAAACAGAAUAAGAGUGGUUCUAACCAGCGAAAUCUGCCAAGUAGAAACUAUGAAGAGGGACACCCCCACAAUGCUUCUAACAACAACUCUUGGAGCAGCCGUAAUAUGGAUAUGGUGAAUAUGCAAGCCCUAGGUAUGUCUAGUCAGCAUGGACAGACUGCUGUGGCGGGAGGUGCUGGCCAAGCACAGGGUGGCAGUAUGCCUAUCGGAAUGGGAGGCCUCCCUGUCAACCAAGCAUUAGUAGCAGCACUCAACCAAGCAGCAGGGUGGGGACUUAUCAAUAAUAUACCAUCAGGGGCUUCUGAGCAGGGUCCCUUUGCUGGACCAGCUUCAUCUGCACCUCCGGGGCCACCCAACAUUCUCUCUUGGAUGCAACAAGGUAACUCGGCUCAGGGACCAUCUAGUCAGUGGGGACAACGACACCAGUCCCAAGGCCACUCUGUUUGAUCUAAUAUCUGAUUCAACAAGCUCAUGAUAAUCACUGUGAUUGUAGCAACAAUUAGAUAAAUUAUCAUUUUGUUUUAUCUACCACUGUAAUUUUUAUUGGGUUGUUCUUUAAUGAGUGGUGUACCUAUGUAGUUUGCUACUGGUGUUAUUUAUUUAUUGUGAAAUUGCUUUUGUGUUUUGUUGAUUUUCUUGAAACUUAUAGUAUAAUGGCAUGGUGUAUCGAUUUAUUACACAGAUCAGAAGAUCAGAUUUACAUUUUAAUGGUAGGUGAUCCAUACACAAACAGCAGUUUCCAGUACAGGCAAUAGAGUGUAAUUGGUAUUAUAUGUUGACUUAAAUGUUGUGGGGUUAUAUCUCACAACAUCUGUACCUACUGUAGCAAGAUCCAGUCAAUUCUGAACUUGAUUCUCAAUCAAAUGUAUAUCUGAUUGAUGGAUAGUUUGGGGAAAUAAUUCAUAUUUGGUUUAUUUUGUCAUAAUAUAUGAAUUAUUCAUACACUUACAUGUAAUAGAAUUAGAGAAAUGUGCUUAUAUUUUAAUAUCUAAUAUGUUUCAACAACAGGCUGUUUGUAAAAAAUAGAAAUCUAUUGAAUUGUUAUCAUUGUUUAAGAAAUAAUGUUGAUUAUUAUAAAUUUAUUGCAUGUUUUCUCAGGUGGAUGUAGGCAUGAAAAUUGAUGGCAGAUGUCUAUUUUUGUCAAGAUGAAUAGUUAGACUAUUUUUGUGAAUAAGCUAUGUGCGAUUCUUUAGUAAAUGGAUAAAUAUAAACUUAAGCUCUGACAUAAUAGCCUCUGUAUAUUUUAGGACAAAAUGUUAGCAUGGGUUAUAUAAAUUAAUGGCUGUAAAUAUAUUCAGACCAACAACCACAAUCAUAAGAUGCACUCUAUUUAUUCAAUUUGGGACUUAGGUUAUUGUCGUGCGCCCGAUAGCGAUAUACUUAACAGCAAAGGUGAAUAUACAAAAUAAUGAUAUCUACAAAAGCAAUCAAAAUAUUCGGCAAAUAGGCUGUUUUACUGGAGCUUAAUUGAUGUAUUACCCUACUAUGACUAUUAAGUACAAUGUUAAAGAAACCUAUAAUUUUAUUAAAUAGAUAUUAGACAUCGAAAUGAUAUAGCGAUUCUCAUAGCGAUGACAUUAGCUUUUUCAACAUUAAUUACUUUAAAACUGAGUACCUACUAUGAAAAACGUAAUAUUGACCAGGUGUUUGUAUUAUAGGUACUUAAAAGUACCUAAGUGCUAAAUAUUGUCUUUUUCUGUAUAAGUACAUCAUAACAUCAUAAAAAUCAUAUAUGUCUACUAGCGACCCGCCCGGCUUCGCACGGGUGCAUAAUUAUAAAUGUUAUUAUUAUUAUACAUAAAAACCUUCCUCUUGAAUCACUCUACCUGUUACAAAAAACCGCAUCAAAAUCCGUUGCGUAAUUUUAAAGAUUUAAGCAUACAGACAAACAGACUAAAAUAGCGACUUUGUUUUAUACUAUGUAGUGAUAUACUGAUAUUAUUCUCAGGUAAAGAUUCGCGCUAAGAAUGUACAUGAUAUCACACCAAUAAGACAACGUCACGUGUGAAAAAAGCUAUAGGUAGGCUGGGUUGGAAGUAUAAGUUUUAGCUUGAUUUGUUUGUUUUAUUAACUUAUUUGGCCAUUUGUUGUUUGGUUCUAAUUUAUAUGCAUGAAGAUUGACGUUAUAUAGUUAGAUAUUUUCGAGUGUGUAUUGUAAUUAUUUAUGGGAAAUCGUAAUGAUAACUUAAUUUGAAACGUCAAUUUGAAGUAACAGAGCGUAGGUAUAGUAGAUAUUUAUAUCUAUAGGAAUAUCAAGCUUGACUUAAAUAGUUUAAAAAUCUAUUCAAAGCUAACCGCCCCUCCACUAUAUGUUUUAUGUUACGUUUAAAUGAAAUUUAAGGGGUUUCCUAUUUACAUGUAAUAUUAUUUUGAAUCCAUAAAUAACAGAUUGUGAUAUAAAUAACCGUUUAUCAGUAUGAUAUGUAAUAUAUAAUGAAAAACAUAGGCAGACCACGACCAUUAGUUUUGUAAUUUUAGCCAUUUGAAUGUUGGGGUCAGUCCACUCUUUUGAGUGGUCACGUAGCUGCUUUAAAUAAAAUAUUUUUUACACACAUCCCUGAUGACAUUGAAUAUUUUUAUUUAAAUACAUAAAUAUUUAUAUGUGUUCCUUUAAUCUUAUACACAUUUAUUUUCCAUCAUAAAUGAACAAAAAAUGUAUGUUACCUAUAUUUAUUUAAUGUCCAUUAUAUAUCUUUUUAAACAUAUAUUGGUAACUCAAAGAUUAAAGAUUGAACUUUUAAUCUGGAAAAAAAUGCCAGGAACCCGUCAAUGUAAAGUUAUGUUUUAUUUUUAUAGUUUUGAGGUAAAUACUGUGUAUCUAUUUGUUAACCUGUAACUUUUUGUGGCUUUCAAAAUUUGGCCUUCAUUAUUAUUCUUGCUUAUUUCAGCUCUAAUAAAUCACUUUAAUUUUUGCGUUACGGGGCAAAAUUACUAUGAGAUCAGCCAAAUCAUAAAUUUGUUUAAAAUAAAAAAUUGAAUUUUAUCUGGGGUAAGAAUACAAUGAAGUGACUAGGUAAAACACAAUCUUUGAAUAAAAGACGAAAGGUUAUGGACAUCUUCAAUGUUAUAUUUUCUGGGUUUUCCUUUUUAGAUAUUCUUUCAAUUUGAUGUAUUUACAUUAACUGGUAGGUAAACAUAGAAAUUCUAGAAUGAAAAAUAAAACUAGCUUUGGCACUCCUUUGAUGAAACCAUUAUGUAUUACCAUUGUAUAUUACCUAAUUCAAACUUAAAUCACAUCUUAACAUAAAUUGCAAUUAAUGAAUUCAUAAUUAACUGAGUAUCUAUACAAAAAUUUUGUAAUUUACGUGUUUUUAUUUAUGUUUUUUAUUUGUCUGCAUAUUCUAAAAUUUUAUCAUAAUAAACUAGCUGCUGCCCGCGACGUGAUCCGCCGUAAAACUAAUAAAAAUCAGAUUGUUAGCUUCUGUUGGUCAUAUUUGUAUACCUAUAUCUCCAAUAUCGAUAUUUUUAUCAUAUGGAUAUAUAGACUUAGCCAUAGAUUCCUAAGAAGUCUCAAGACUUAUUAUAAUGCAAAUUUUAUGAUGUCGCUUUGUAUAGGGACAAUGUAACACACCUGCGGGUAAUUUCAACUAAUUACAUAAUGAACCUCCCUUAAAUUUAUGCCUGAUAAUGUGUUUAAAAAUAUAUAUACCUAUUUCAACAUGAAUACAAAGAACAGGAUACAAGUACUCUUUGGCGUGAAUUUAAUCAAUUUUCAGUCAAUUUUGUGCAUAAAUAAUACCUACAAACAAACAAACCUACUUAUUUAUUUGUAGUCAUAUUUUUGAUUUACUAGUUGAAAUUACUCCGACGCCCCUAUACAUAAUAUAGAAGUGGAAGAACCCCUUUUAUUGAAUGGGAGAUAAACUAUAAUAUAUAAUAGAAAAAUAAAUUUGAAAUAUAAAAUAUUUAUUAUUUUGUAAAGUAAAACAAAAAAAAAUUUGUUAAAAAAUUUACGAAUGUCUAAUCUGUCUGAAAAAUGUACGUAGGUAUAUCACGUAAAAAUAACAAGAACCGCAAGUUUAUAAACUUCCUAGGAAAUUUAUAAAAAUUCGUAGGAUUCUGAACGAGAAAUAAAUUGUAUUACUCGACCUCUCGUGGUAAAUUUAUAAACAUACUGCUAUCCAUUUGUAAGAUUCUAAACAAACGAAAAGAAUUCUUAAAAUACGGCAAAUAACUCACUGAUUGGUCGUUGUUGACUUUAGUAAACUAAUGUAACAAAAUAAAACAAUUUUGACAGUUCAUAACAAUAGCAACAUUUAAUUUUGACAAAAUUCACACGAGCAACCGAUUCGUUUAUGCUGCAUAGCGAUCAAUGGCGGAGGAGAAGCAAGUAAUGGUACACGUCAGUUAUUUCACCAAUCAAAGCGCACUAUUUGCUUAAUUAUUUGGCGCGUUAAUUUGGUAAGUUUAUCCUACUACUAUUAUAAAGGCGAAAGUUUGUAUGGAUGUUUGUUACUCUUUCACGCAAAAACUACUGAACCGAUUACCAUGAAAUUUGGUAUGUAGGUAGCUGAAGACCCAGAAUAACACAUAGGCUACUUUUUAUCCCAGAGUUCCCGCGGGAUUGAUAGGGUUUCCAUGAGGACGAAGUCGCGGGCGGCCUCUAGUAAGUUAAUAAAUUUAAAAAGAAAUAUGGACGUAAAUUCAUAGAGUCCUACGAAAGUUUAUAAACUUCCUGGAAAUUUAUAAACUUGCGGUUCUUGUUAUUUUCCAGUAACAAUUAGUUUUACAUACUUUAAACGAACGAUUUGCACCUUAAUUUCAUAUUAAUAUCAUACUUCCUUUUAAUUAACUAUUUGUUUAGGAUUAUGUACGGUGAAAUAUAAUUUGGUUAGCUAUAUUGUUUUGAUUCUGUUGAAAAUGUACUUAAAUAUUUAAUAGUCAUCAAAGAUGAUAAUAUCUGGGUAGGUAAUCAGUAAUCAGUGCAAGACAAUAACAGUGUCGCGUUUGAGUUGCCGAAUAAAAUAGAAGAAAGAAGAUCUAACCGAAUUAAAAUAAAAACAGAUAUACACCCAACUUACACUUUCGUAUAUUGAAUUAAUUUCAGUUAUUUUGGAUAAAAAUGUUAAAAUUUUUGUUUUAAAGUUUAUUUGUUGGGAGUUUAUACUGUUUAACUUUUCUGGAAUAAUAUUUAUUACUAUUUCACGAUUUUUAGUAAAUAUACCUAUACUUAGAAAAAAAAUUGCACUGAUGGGAAGGUACAAAAUAAUGUAUGACAUUUAAAUCGCUAGAUAACCACCUUUUUCCGUAGAUGAAAAGAUACGUGAGGUGCUUCGCGUCAUGACGGUAAAAAUGAUGUGCGCAUUGAUGGCAAAAGAUGUUUGUAAAGAAUUUUCUUGUAAACUAGAAAUGAAUUGUCUAUUUAUUGUCCGAGUGCACUGCAGAAAUGUGGUGGAAAGUUAUUUGUAUUGUAUUUAAUGUAUAGUGUCAUUUAUUGCGAAUCCCGCAUAUAAAAAUAUAUGAUUACCGUUUCGUUACUAAUAAUUAACUUACUGAUCUUGAACCUAAAGCGCUUUUUUACAGAUUGUACCUAAUUAACUACCGGACUAUUCUCAUGUAAAUGUAAAUCGACUCAAUCUGAAAACUUGGCAUAUUUAAUUUAUAAUACUUACUAGAUCUAAACAUCUAAAUACACGGUAGGUAUUUUACUAACAGUUCUAAAUCGCCUUUAUAACAAAUGUUCAUCGUGUUUCAAGCUAAACUAGUAUUUUUUUUUUCGAAUUAAAGCUUACGUUUUUUAAAACCGUUAAGAUGUAAUUUUAUAGUUUUCGUCAGAAGGAAAAACAAGAUAUUUUAGGUUAGUAAAAUACCUACAGAAAAAAUAUACCUAUUAAGUACCACACACCAAUUACGAAAUACAUAUACAAUGAAAGAUUUUAUUUAUUUUUGGGCCGUGUAAUAUAAUAAGAAUCACGGAGCGGAAUUCGGGACUUUAGCUACACAGCAUAACUCGACAUCUAGCGAGGCAGCUACGUUUAGAGUCGAGCUUCCUCCUCACUAUUACAUUACCGCUGCGGCCACUAACUGAUGUUUGUGGCUAUGUCUACUGUCUAUAUCAUGUGUAUAACUUAAGAUAGGCCGAUGGUGUAUAUACCAUAUUCUGUUUCUUUUUUGGAAUAUAGCUUUGUAUUUCGGCACUGAUAAGCGACUUUUAAAGAUAAUAUAUUUCUUUAAAUUAAAGCACUUAUCUGUAAUCAUGCACAUCCACGCUGCUCCGUGAUGUAAUAAAAUAGGUAACUAAAAUGUUUGUACUGCACAGGCAGAUAAAUUAUUUAUAAAUGAUUGUACAUUAUAAUUUUGAGUGUGAAUAAUGAAUACUUAUUGACAUGAAUUCAUGAAAUAAAAUUUAUUUAGCGUU
Molecule: messenger RNA, 7321 nt
Organism: Amyelois transitella
Lineage: Eukaryota; Metazoa; Arthropoda; Insecta; Lepidoptera; Pyralidae
Product: TAR DNA-binding protein 43
Exons: 2
Coding region: 178-1410 (410 amino acids)
Biological process (GO): regulation of gene expression
Cellular component (GO): nucleoplasm
Molecular function (GO): RNA binding
Source: RefSeq, a predicted model, not a curated record